AUGAGCGCAGUGUGGAGUUCUCAACUUGUGGAGGAACUGCUUUUCCGACAGUAUAUUAAGGGUGAAGAUGUGUCGAUGCUGCUUCCUCCACCGCCGACAUUGUCUGCCGAUCAGUACUUGGAAAACUACGACCAAUGUACCAAGGUGUUGUCUUCUUAUGUCAGGAACGGCCCAACAGCGGCCUUGUCAUCUCAAAAUGUGAAUACCGUCUCAAGAUUGUACGGCGCAACACCGAUAAAGGGACAGUCCUCGUUCUCUCGCACGAUCAAUCAGUCUUCUCAAAAUGCUGCUGUUGCUGCUGCUGCUGAACCCAAGUUGCAGACCUGUCGAACUCCAAAUGGAAAGGACAUCAACGCGUCUGCGGUGGACUCACCUGCUCCAGUCGUUCCUAACGCCACUACCCGAACGGUAAACUCUUCUCCAGUUGCUCAUCUAAGACGAAACAAAAUAGAAUGGCCUACCUCUGUACCUACCAAUGCAUCCCUAAAGAGCUCAAGUCGAUCAAAGGUGGCACACUUAACAGCAAAAAGAGUGGCAGCUCAGGAAGGAGUGGAUCCGGAUCUUGUUUUUGCACAGAAUCCUGAAGAGUUGCCUCUCCACCUUAUAUUUGCAAAUUAUCCAAAAGCCCUUGAAUCCCUUUCGGCUGUUCGCGGUGGAAGUGGUGACUGGAGGAAUGAUACGUUUACAGUGGAAGAGGAAAAUCUGUACAAGCGAGAGCUUGGUUUUGUGCAUGUGGGGCCCAGUCAGUGCGCCUAUGGUAGAGCUAUGCUUUUUCAGAAGUAA
This is a messenger RNA of Trypanosoma theileri, 783 nucleotides long. RefSeq names its product putative chromosomal passenger protein. The coding region runs from base 1 to 783 and encodes 260 amino acids. The record is from RefSeq and is a predicted model, not a curated record. Lineage: Eukaryota; Euglenozoa; Kinetoplastea; Trypanosomatida; Trypanosomatidae. The transcript has a single exon.